This is a messenger RNA of Symbiodinium sp. CCMP2456, 1725 nucleotides long. NCBI's taxonomy places the organism in Eukaryota, Dinophyceae, Suessiales, Symbiodiniaceae. The record is from the annotation of a GenBank genome assembly.
AUGGCUCAGGCAAGCGGCCUCUUGUGCCAGCCCCUGAUUGAUCAGACCCGCCGUGCUAUCCAGGAGAAGGGUGCAUCCCUUGUUCGUCAGGCCGGGUUCGUCUACCAACUCAACCUGCGCGAUGGUGGGCCGCAGGGAAACUUCACCUUGGACCUGAGGCAUGGCUCAGGUUCCUUCCAGCAAGGCGUGGACCCUCGAGCUGAUGCUACCUUCAACAUCCUGGAUGCUGACUUGGCGGCGCUGGGGAAGGGCACGCUCUCAGUGAGCAAUGCGCUGCGUCAUGGGAGGCUCGAUAUCAAAGGGGACCAGCUCGCAACACAGGUGCUCAGCGAAGUCCUGGAGAGGAUACAGCGGGAGUAUUCGCCGGACUACGAGCCCCCUAAGAUCAUCUCGGACGACUCCGCUCGCCGCUGGCGAAUCGGUGCGGUAAGUUGCUUUUUGCUGGUGGUGGUGCUGUGCAUCAUCAUCGUCAACCCCUUUGAGGUGUCACGAGGCUCCGGAGGCCCUCGGGAGAUGGAGAUCGUGGCGCACAUGUCCGAAAGCAACCUUCAGAAGUUGGGAAACGGCGUGGUCAAGAAGCUGCAGAAGUUUACCGCGACGGCUUUCAGACAGCUUUUCCCCUGGAAGGAAUCUAUGGGCUUCGUGUCCAAGCCAUCGGACGUUCUGAUCGCAGGGAGCAUGGGCAGCGGCACCACGUGGCUAAGUCACAUCCUGCACGGCCUCCGCGCGGAUGGCUCAUUGGACUUUGAGGACCUGAAUCAGGUGGUCACCUGGUACGAUGCCCUCGGGUCCAAGAAAGGCCCAGACAUGCUUGCUGCGCAAGAGGGGCUGGAGCUCGAACCCCGGAUUCUCAAGUCCCACCACGUGCACGCCGCUGCCGUGGCCAACGUCAGAUAUGUCGUGCUGAUGAGAGACCCACAACAAGUGCUCUUUGCACAGCACCGCCUGUUCUGCAAUGGGACAUGGGCACGGCUGGCAGGCCUGAAGCCCGGUGAAAUUGCAGUGGGCCUUUAUGCCUCGGCCUUCUAUGCGCGAGUAAACGCGAACGACGUGUGGUACCACAUCCUUUCCUGGUACAAGUGCUGCUGGUCGGAUCCGCAGGUUGCUUGGGUCACCUACGAGGAUCUUCUCGAUGACUUGUCGGGACAGAUUCGGCGGCUGGCCCGGUUUCUUCUUCCAAGCCUGCCAGGGUCCGAGAUUCUGAAGAAGGUCGCGGCUCAGAGCUCCCGAGACUUCAUGCUGCAGCAUCAGUCGAAAUUUGAUAAUCACCUGCUGCUGGAGCCGUUGCAAGCCUUCAAGGAGAAGGAUGGCUCCACUCCACGGCUGCCACGAGUACUGCCCAGAGAGGAGGUGGAGGUGGACAAACGGAUAGUCGAACUCUGUGAUGUUCGCUGGUCCAGGAUCGUCACGCCCAAAACCGGCUUCGACUCCUAUUCAGAGAUGCGUGCAGCAAUCCGGGCACGAGCCGCGCCUGGCCAUGGUGCAGGACCGCUGGAUCUGUCGAGCACCGUCUCCGGAAUGCCGCUGUCGGUCAUCAUAUUUGUGCUCUCUGUGGGCCUGUUUGCUGCUGCCAUCAGUUUUCAGCCUCAACUUUGCCGCUCUGUGGCCAUCAGGCUCCGCAUUCUUACCAGCGCGUACUACCGCUGGGCUAUGAGCCAGUUUUCCAACUCGAAGAAGAUGGAUCCAGACACGGUGCAGACCACUCGAUCUGGUUUCGUAGUCUGA